GGCAUCUACACCUGUGUGGCCACCAGCAUUAUGGGCACUGCUAAUAACCAGGUUCGCCUGGAGGUCAAAGAGCCUACUCGGAUCGUUCUGGCUCCCGUGGAUCAGUCGGCUGUCAGGGGUUCCACAGCUCGCUUAGAGUGUAAGUCGGAGUCUGGUCUGCCCACCUCUGUGACCUGGACCAAAGACAAUCAGCCCCUAUACCUGGGAUGGAGACUCAGGAAGGAUGAAGCGUCCCUGACCAUCCCCAACGUUAACGAGGGUGACGAGGGCCUGUACACCUGCACCGUUACAUCAGAGAUAGACGAGGACUCAGCCUCAGCCCAACUCACUGUGUUAGAGGAAGCUUCUCUCAACCGCACAGUCUCUAGUGCCUUACCUCCAGGACGUCCAGAACCACCGAUGGAUCUGGACCUGUCGGAUCCAGCAGCCCGUAGCGUUCGUCUUACCUGGAUCCCUGGAAACGACAACAGGAGUCCCGUCACAGAGUUCUUGGUCCAGUUUGAAGAGAACCACUGGGAACCAGGCAGGUGGCAGGACCUGUCCACUUACCCUGGAGACCUGAAUUCAGUCAUCCUGCAGCUCGUGCCCUUUGUCAACUAUCAGUUCAGGGUCAUCGCCAUUAACUCAGUGGGUCGGAGUUUGCCGAGCCGGCCCUCCCCACGGUACAAAACCAGUGGAUCAUCCCCGGAUGUCAUUCCGAGAGAUUUACGGGGAUGGGGCUCCCAAAAAGACAACAUGGAGAUCACCUGGGAGCCACUGAGUGAUUUGGAAAGAAAUGGCCCAAACCUGCACUACAGUGUGUGGUGGAGACGAAAAGAUUCGGCGGAGGAUUGGAACAACAUGACCACGUUCCAGUCCAAACAUAUUGUACACCCCACUAAAACAUAUGUGCCUUAUGAGAUCAAAGUACAAGCCAGGAAUGAUUUUGGAUCAGGACCUGAGUCUAACAUCGUCGUUGGAUAUUCUGGAGAGAACAAGCCCACAAGAGCACCCACUGACCUGCAGGUGUCAAAGGUGAGCAGCAUCAGCGCAAACCUCCACUGGACACCUGUGGAUCUGAGCUCUGUUCAGGGGGAGUUCAAGGAGUACAGAUUGUAUUACUGGCGUGAGUCCAGUCUGGUUCCAGACCUGGUGGUCAAUAAGGAGAAGAAGGUCAAAGGUUUUUACACCACUGUGGCAGCACCGUACGGUCUUCUCUCUGACUUGGUGCCCUACUCUAAUUAUAAGAUGUUCAUGGUUGUGGCCAACAGUCGCUUUGAGGGUCCACCUAGCAACACAGUGAAAUUCACCACUAAGGAAGAUGUUCCAGAUGCUCCGAGGUUUUUCAGAAUUAACCGCAGAAGUGUGGACACCAUCUAUAUGGAAUGGGACAAACCUCUAGAGCCCAAUGGCAUAAUUAUUGGCUACAUGCUCAAAUACCAAUCAGUAAAUGGUUCCAGGCUGGGUCCCCUCCAGUUUGAAAGUUUCUCCUCUAAUGUGACAACGUUCACCCUUCGUCUGCCAGACCGAUCCACCCGCUACAAGUUCAUGCUCUCAGCUCUUACCCAGGUGGGAGCAGGGGAGGUCUAUGCUGAGGAGUCUCCACACUUUACUAACGAAGCUUACAUGAAUGAGGUCGACAUUGCAACUCAGGGGUGGUUUAUCGGCUUGAUGUGUGCCAUUGCCCUCAUUAUACUCAUCCUCCUCAUUGUCUGCUUUAUCAAGAGGAGUCGUGGGGGCAAGUAUCCAGUUCGAGAUAAAAAAGAUCUGCCUUUAGACCCAGUGGAUCAGAAAGACCAGGAUGGAUCCUUUGAUUAUCACAGCGACGAAGACAACAAGCCUCUGCAGGGCAGCCAGACGUCUCUGGAUGGAAACGUGAAGGAAAGUGACGACAGCCUGGUGGACUACGGUGAAGGCGGCGAUGGUCAGUUCAACGAGGAUGGCUCCUUCAUCGGUCAGUACACGGUGAAGAAGGACAAGGACGAGACGGAAGGGAACGAGAGCUCCGAGGCAACCUCCCCCGUUAACGCCAUCUACUCUCUGGCGUAGCAGAGCAGCACUGCAUGCUGGGACUCUGAACCAACCUUGGAUUUCUGUUCAAUGCACCACACACACCUGAUUAUCUAAAAGACAGAAUGGCAGCAGGCCCCGUCAGACUCUUCUCUAAGAUAAAGCGGACAAGCACGAGGUCGAAUCACAGGUCAUUAACCUCUUCUUUUAGCUCAGAUAAUUUGACCAGUCGUAGGAG
Molecule: messenger RNA, 2227 nt
Organism: Nematolebias whitei (Rio pearlfish)
Lineage: Eukaryota; Metazoa; Chordata; Actinopteri; Cyprinodontiformes; Rivulidae
Product: neurofascin
Exons: 15
Coding region: 31-2028 (665 amino acids)
Biological process (GO): cell-cell adhesion
Molecular function (GO): protein binding
Source: RefSeq, a predicted model, not a curated record